Molecule: messenger RNA, 677 nt
Organism: Mastomys coucha (southern multimammate mouse)
Lineage: Eukaryota; Metazoa; Chordata; Mammalia; Rodentia; Muridae
Gene: Tmem190
Product: transmembrane protein 190
Exons: 5
Coding region: 104-637 (177 amino acids)
Biological process (GO): hematopoietic progenitor cell differentiation
Cellular component (GO): inner acrosomal membrane
Source: RefSeq, a predicted model, not a curated record
GAAUUCUGGGGGUGAAGCUUUUGGGGCGGGGCCCAGCUGUUGCUAGGGUUGAUGUCCUUCAAGGUUUAUUUCCAUAGAGGCCCCAGAGGUCUGGGGAGGUAACAUGGUGGGGCCUAGGAUCUCAACUUUGGGCCUUCUCCUGCUGAUGCAAGGCUCAGUAGGUGCCAAUGGAAUCCAGGGAUUUUUCUAUCCAUGGAGUUGUGAGGGAGAUGUAUGGGACCGAGAGAGCUGUGGCGGUCAGGCAGCAAUCGAGAACCCCAACCUCUGCCUACGCCUGCGAUGCUGCUACCGGGAUGGCGUAUGCUAUCAUCAGCGGCCAGAUGAAAAUAUGCGGAGGAAGCAUAUGUGGGCGCUGGGCUGGACCUGUGGCAGCCUACUCUUCCUGAUCACCAGUAUCUGUCUCUUCUGGUGGGCCAGGCGCCGAGACAUGCUGCACCUACCACACUAUCUACAAGGGAAAUGUAAUGGACUGGCAGGGUCAGUCUCCCUACUGUGCAAGGACGGACGAUCGGUCAGCAGGUCAACCAUGGUUGGCACGCCUGUUCAAGUGUACACGGUGCCACAAUCCCCAAGAGGCACUAAACUAGAAGUUGCACCUAUAGUUUCUGAGGAGGAAACAGAGGGACCUGAAGAAUAGGGCAACCCUGGAGGACCCCUUAAUACAGAUAUAGCAUAUA